GCAAGGCGGCUCUUUUUACACCAUCCAUUUCAUUGAUUCAACUGGAACCUAAUUCUCACUCAUCAACCCCCAGAGUCGCGCUUCAAAUACUUCAACAUCGCGUGCGCGCAUCUGCAUCAGCCACAAUGUCGGAUAUCGAAUCUCUCCCCGAGUCCCCGGCGCCCGACCGCGAGGAUGCCGCCAACGUCUCCGACGACGACUUGCUCUCAGAAAUCGACGAGGAUCAGUUCGAGGACUACGACCCAGAGACGGCAAAUAUUGAGGAUCGCCCAGUAGCUGUUGACGAAGAUGUGGCCAAGACGCUCAAGGCGUCGAAGCGCAAGAUUGCCGAUGGCGCAAAAGCGAAGAAGCCCAAGGAAGGACGCCGAGAGAAGAGAUCACGCGAUGACGAAGUCUCUGGCGAUAUGGAUAUCGAUUCGAGAGGCCCGGCCAGAAAGUCUAGACGCCAAGCCGAUGCCGGCGAGAGGAAGCCGCGGCCCAGCAAGCCUGCCGAGCCUGAGAUCGACGAUGAGUCCCAUCUCAGCCCCGAGGAGCGCAGACGGAGAGCGAUUGAUCGGGCGUUGGACGCGGCCAUGAAGGGACCGGUCAAGCGCAAGAAGAAGAAGGACGAGAUUGACCUCGAGGACGAAAUCGAUGAGGAGAUUGCCGAUCUCAAGGUUGCCAUGGAGAAGGCUUGCGAAGCUGACAACACGGCGCGCGAGGCUGGCCAGCCAGCCGUUCACAAGCUGAAGCUCUUACCAUCAGUGACCGGUCUACUGAACAGGAACAACAUCCAGCACGCCAUCCUCGAUCCCGAUACCAACUUCCUUCAGCACGUCAAGUUCUUCCUUGAACCUUUGAACGACGGCAGUCUUCCGGCAUACAACAUCCAGCGCGAUAUUUUCACUACUCUCAUCAGACUACCCAUCGAGAAGGAGACUUUGCUGAGCAGUGGCAUCGGAAAGGUUGUCUACUUUUACACCCGCUCCAAGAGACCUGAACCCAGCAUCAAGCGCAUGGCCGAGCGUCUCCUGGGUGACUGGAGCCGACCGAUUCUUAAGCGAACUGACGACUACAAGAAGCGCCACGUUGAGACGCGCGAGUUCGACUAUGAAGCUCUCAAGAUGUCCCAGCGCCAGGCUGGAAGUUCCCAAUUCACCCUCACGCAGCGCCCGUCCCAAUCCGCCAGAGAAUUGGAGCGCGAGGCUAUGCUCGCACCCGUCGCCACCUCGAACCGUGCCCGUCCCGGCGGUCUCCCCGACAGCUACACUAUCGCGCCCAAGAGCACCUACGAUGUCUCACGGGCGCCUGAGCAUCGUCCCAUCGGUGCUGGUGGUUUAGAGGCGUUCCGAAAGAUGACGCAGAACCGUAAGAAGCGGUAAGGCAAGAAAGAGGGCAUGGUGGCUGUCGGGAUACGCUGGAGAUUAGCCAACAUGGGCCCCGGGAGAGGGGCGAUGAUUUUCCUUCACUGGGCUUGAUGAAAAAGAGAAGCUCAACACUUGUAUUAUUUGAGCAUCAAACUGGCGUUCCGGGGACGAGGGCUGUGACAAGCAAGGGAUUUUUAGGAAUCAAGACAAGAAGAAUGCAAACAUUUCA
Colletotrichum scovillei is the source of this 1575-nucleotide messenger RNA. RefSeq lists its product as uncharacterized. The coding region runs from base 126 to 1361 and encodes 411 amino acids. Gene Ontology annotation, cellular component: nucleus. Lineage: Eukaryota; Fungi; Ascomycota; Sordariomycetes; Glomerellales; Glomerellaceae. The transcript has 3 exons. Gene Ontology annotation, biological process: poly(A)+ mRNA export from nucleus. The record is from RefSeq and is a predicted model, not a curated record.